Molecule: messenger RNA, 483 nt
Organism: Cutaneotrichosporon cavernicola
Lineage: Eukaryota; Fungi; Basidiomycota; Tremellomycetes; Trichosporonales; Trichosporonaceae
Exons: 1
Coding region: 1-483 (160 amino acids)
Biological process (GO): mitochondrial translation
Cellular component (GO): mitochondrial large ribosomal subunit
Molecular function (GO): structural constituent of ribosome
Source: RefSeq, a predicted model, not a curated record
AUGUCCCUCGCUCGCCCAACUACUCCCCUCUCGCGCGGGUUGCGCAGCGCGGUCGGCUCGGCCUCCUCCUCGCGCGCGGCGUCGUAUCAGCGCCCGGCAACACCGUGGCCAAGCAAGAACCACCUCAAGCCCAAGAUGUCGCUGCCCAACCCCCUUCCCGCGCUGUUCCCGCAGAAGGUCGUCCUCUCCGACGGGAGCACGUUCACGUCCUACUCGACCGCGCCGACGCCCGCAAUCCUGCGCAUGACCCGUGAUGUCACCAACAACCCGCUGUGGUCGCCGAGCACGGAGCGCCGCGGUCUCGGCGAUGGUGUGGAGGAGGGACGCGUGGGACGGUUCCGUCGCCGCUUCGAGGGAGCCGGGCAGAAGGAUGCGCAGAAGAGCGCUUUCGGCAGCGCCGACCUCCAGUGGAUGUCCGAGGGCGCUCUUUCCGAGAAGGCACCAGCGCAGAAGAACGCUGCCAAGAAGGGCGGCAAGAAGUAG